ACAGAAUCAUAAAGUGGUAAAACUGGACAGGAUUUUAGGGAUUGUUUAGUCCAGACCAUUCGCUUUAUACUGGGUAAUUAAAUGAUUGCUCCAAAGGCUCUCUUAUCUCUCUUGAGUGGGGGAAUUAGGGUCAAGACAGGUGCAGGACUUGCAAGCACCACACCCCUUAAUCCUGGCAGUGCUGAGCAAGGCUUCCAUGCCAACCUCCCUGAUCCAGCCAGCUGUCAGACUGGGGUUCAGGAUGGCAGAGGAAGGCAAUGUGGACGAGGACGAUGUGUUCCUGGUGUUUGCCCAUGGUCCCUCUCCUCCCAGGGGUCCCCUUCGUCAGACCUUGGACAAGGCCUUCUUUAUCUUCCUGGUCCUCCUCCUGACACUGCUGAUGCUGCAGGCUGCCUAUAAGCUGCUGUGGCUGCUACCAUGGGCAAAGUUUGGGGACUGGCUCCUGCAAACACCUCAGAAGGAGCAAGAGCUGGAAUUGUGACCAUCUUUCCUAGAAGCAUUCUCUCUCCCUGCCACAGAGGUGAGAGGGGAGACAGGAGGGAAAUGGGACUGUUGGGGGUUGUGGAGGGGACAUUUAUAUAGCUUAGAGAAGCAAUCUUAAUUUCCUUGAAGUAAUUUUGAGAAUAAAUAAUUAUGAAAUAAUUUUGAAAACGUAUGUAAUCUCUCAUUUUUAAGUGGCAUCUAAAAUUUUUCAUCAUAAAUUAAGGUUGCUUCAAGAAUUGAAAUCAAUAUUGGCAUAUUAAUAAUGUUCACAUUUUAAAAUAAAAUAGUUAAAUCACCCUUUUGAAUGUCAAAUUGAAUUGAGAUAUCAUAGUGACUUGAUGGAGCCCAGGUGAAACAGUGGUUAAGAGUUGGGGUGCUAGCCAAAAGGUGAGCAGUUUGAAUCCACCAGCCACUCCUUGGAAACCCUAUGGAGCAGUUCUGCUCCAUUUCUAGAGGGUCGCUAUGAGUCGGAAUUGACUCAACCGCAAAGGGUUUGGUUUGGUUUUUUGGAUGAAAGGAAUAGGCUCUUUGUCUCUUUGAGACAAGGUAAGAUUAACUAAAAAAAAAAAAAAAAGAUUACCACAGGAGAUUUUAUGGUUGAGAGCUAUACUCUUCUUUUUUUAAGAGGGAGGAAGUCCAUUGUAAAAGGGGAAGGGAAGAAAGAGAACCUGUACUGCCGGUGCUUACUCAGGAAAACAAUUUUGGGAAAGGUGAGGAUCUGGAAAUUAGAUCCAGUAAAACGCCCAUGCUCAGGUACCCUUUGGAGUGUCUUCAUGGUCUCAAUUUGAAGACUUAGGCUUAGAGAACUGGAGAGAAGUGGUGUGGAAUUCUUUAAUGGGAGGGAAGGUUUGAUGUUCUGGGAUUCCAAAGAUGUGGGGGAUGUAAGGGUGGUACUAGAAAGUGGGAAGAUGCUCGCUACUUAUGGAAUGCACAGGAUGCAGGAGGUGAAAAUCUCAGAGACUGGAGUCGUGUUAAUCUUUUGGGUUUGCACAUGAGCUCACCUCUGGACUUUGCCCCUGCCUUGACGAGUCCCUCUAGCCCCACUAAAGCUGGCCGAAGGGGUGCGGGUGAGACAGGCAUCACAAUCAGUUUCUUCCUCCUUCCUUCUUUCCACAGCAAUCCCACAGGAAGAGGAGACGAGACCCCAGGUACUUCACGAGACUCAUUUCUCAUUUCGUCUCAUACCCUUACAGUGGCAAUUUGAUCAGAUUCUUAAAACCCUUGCCCCAUCGCCGGUCCUUAGGCGCUGGACUCCUCUACGAAGCACAGCCUCCUGGUCAGCGCCUCCUGCGCGUCGGGGAACCCCUCUCGAGAAGAACAGAAAACAACCCAGGUCCCAUCUGCUUGAUUGAUCGUUACGUGGUGAUGGGUGAAAAGCAAAUCAACAGUGGCAAUAAUAAUAACGCAUUUGUGUAGCGCGUUGUGCUUCUUCGUGUGCAUGUGUUAUGAUUUCACGAUGGGGAGAUGGAGGCAUCUAGAUGUAGAGCUAGAUGGAGGGUAGCAGCAAGGGGCGUGCAGCCGUCGGAAGAAAAGGGGCGGACGCAGUUGCUUAAGCUUUGCAAACCAACACCUGGGAGAUAGGAAAUCUGGGCCGGAAGGUUUGUCAAUAGCCCAGCGGAAGGAAAGGAUUUUUUUUCCUCUUAAGAGAUUCUCACUCUUCUAUGAAACCUUCCACAGCCUUGGGGAACCCAACUCCUUAUCUAUCCUGUUCCGUUCCCCCCCCCAAUUGGAAAAGUGGCUCAAUCCUCCCUGCACGCGAUUCACCGGCGGUUGCGCUCAGUGCAAGAAGUUUCUGAUUGGCGGAAUCGCAGAAGCACCGGGUGAAAAGAGCCUCACUGGCUUCGCGCAUAAGUCCGGACUGAGACAACGCCGUACGGCAAAAUGGCGAUCCCCGGGUGCUUCGCACUCCUUGAAGGGACAAACCACGCCC
Messenger RNA from Loxodonta africana (African savanna elephant), 2413 nucleotides. It is a transcript of the gene SMIM40, whose product is annotated as small integral membrane protein 40. The record is from RefSeq and is a predicted model, not a curated record. The transcript has a single exon. The coding region runs from base 197 to 481 and encodes 94 amino acids. NCBI's taxonomy places the organism in Eukaryota, Metazoa, Chordata, Mammalia, Proboscidea, Elephantidae.